GGAGGCAUGGACAGCGGGGACCAGAGGGGCCUGCCAGGGCAGGAUGAGGAGGCCAUGUGCACAUCUGCCUCAGAAGGAUUGGAAGAGGGGGAGGUGGAGGGGGAAACUCUAUUGAUUGUGGAAUCAGAAGACCAAGCAUCGGUGGACCUUUCUCAUGACCAGAGUGGCGACUCUCUGAACAGCGACGUGGGCGAGGAUGGAGAGGGCAGCUGGAACGAAGACAUGUCCUUCUACUGCGACAAAUGCCACAAGUGGAUCCCUUCCGCCCAGCUCCGAGGAGAGCAGCCCAGCUACCUAAAAGGAGACAACUUCUUCAAGUUCAUCUGCUCAGACUGCUCCGAAGAUGGCAAGGAGAGCUUCGAGAGGAUGCGGCUUACGUGGCAGCAGGUGGUGAUGCUGGCCAUGUAUAACUUGUCUCUGGAGGGCACAGGCCGGCAGGGCUACUUCCGUUGGAAGGAAGACAUCUGUGCCUUCAUUAGUCGACACUGGACAUUCCUCCUGGGCACCAGGAAGAAGACGUCCACAUGGUGGAGUACGGUGGCGGGGUGUUUGUCUGUGGGAAGUCCAACGUUUUUCCGUUCGGGGGCACAGGAGUUUGGUGAGCCCGGCUGGUGGAAGCUGGUCCAAAACCGGCCACCGACCCUGAGGCCGGAUGGGGAGAAGACGUCCACUGCCGCCCUCAAGGCCAAAGCCGUGUCCAAGCCAUGCAUGGAUCCCACCAUCACGGUGGAGGGACUCCGGAAGCGUGGGGGGCGGAACCCGGUGGAAAGUGCUAUGCAGCUGAAGGAGAAGCGCUCUCGCACACAGGAGGCCAAGGACAUCCGGCGGGCACAGAAAGAGGCCGCCGGCUUCCUGGACCGCAGCACGUCCUCCACACCCGUCAAAAUGGGUAACCGCGGCCGACGGCCUGACCUGCAGCUGGAGAAGGGCGAGGUCAUCGACUUCUCCUCGCUCAGUUCAUCAGACAGGACGCCCCUCACAUCGCCAUCUCCAUCCCCCUCACCCGAUUUCUCGGCCCCGGGGACGCCAGCCUCUCACUCGGCCACACCCAGCCUGCUGUCGGAGGCGGACCUCAUACCUGAUGUUAUGCCGCCUCAGGCGCUGUUCCACGAUGACGAGGAGCUGGACGGAGAGGGCGUGAUCGACCCAGGCAUUGAGUAUGUCCCCCCUCCCAGCAUGCCCCUAGCAGCAGGUGCCCUAUAUGUGAGAAAGAAACAGCAGCGGCCUGCUGAGCUCAUCAAACAGGAGCCGGAGAGUGAAGACGAGGAGCGUGGCCGCGAGGUGGAAGAAGGCGGCCAGGACGAAGGCAUGCGGUCUCGGGCCUCUGCCGGCAGCGAGCGGAGGAAGGAGAAGGGCCUAGAGAAGGCAGAGUCUGGGCCCCGCUACACCCUCCUCGGCCUAUAUGAGGAGCGUAUGCUGCUGCGGAGGUUGGAGUCCUGCCCCCAAGCGCUGGCCGUCACCCCACAGGCCAAGCGGUUUCGGCGCAAGCUCCUGGUCCGGCAGGCUAAACGUGAACGAGGGCUCCCCCUGCUGGAUGCAGACCAGGCAGUCAGUGCCGCCCUCAGCCUGGUUGGUGGCAUGUAUGGCGCGCAGGCGGGCGUGGCCACCCGUGAGGCGGGCAAGUACAGGACGACCAGCCAGGACCUGCGUAUACUCGAUCGAUUUCAGGUCACUGCAUCCAGCAGGAAGGGAUUCCACCAGUCCAACGUCUCCUUCUGGCACAGACUUAUGGGCUCUGAUGUCUGCGCAGACCAAGGAAUCAAGAGUCCGUACACGUCCAGAACACUAAAACCUUACAUAAGGAGAGACUAUGAGACGAAGCCACUGAAGAUGAGCUUGCUUGCAGAAAUCCGUGCGUACCCUCACAGGAACGACUCGUCCUGGGUCCCGGAGCCUGACGCACCCAUAGACUACUGCUAUGUGCGGCCCAACCACAUCCCCUCCGUUAACUCCAUGUGCCACGACAUGUUCUGGCCCGGUGUGGAUCUGUCCGAGUGCCUGCAGUACCCAGACUUCAGCGUGGUGGUCCUCUAUAAAAAGGUGGUAAUCGGCUUUGGCUUCAUGGUGCCGGACGUGAAAUAUAACGAGGCUUAUAUCUCCUUCCUGCUGGUGCAUCCAGAGUGGAGGAGGGCAGGCAUUGCCACCUUCAUGAUCUACCAUCUCAUUCAGACGUGUAUGGGGAAGGAUGUGACUCUGCAUGUGUCGGCCAGUAACCCAGCCAUGCUGCUUUAUCAGAAGUUUGGCUUUAAGACAGAGGAGUACAUCCUGGACUUCUACGACAAAUAUUACCCGGUGGACAGCAAAGAGUGUCGCCACGCCUUCUUCCUGCGACUACGGCGCUGAGCUGCCUUGUGAUUGGACGACCAGGCACGGGCUAUAUUCACCGAUGUUCCCUGACUGGACAGAAAGGUUCAGAAGCGUUGGUUGAGACGUUAAAUGACCUGUCGGAUGAAUUUCCAUUCAUUUUUGCCUAGAUAAGUGCAAGCCACUAGUACUGGACAGCAGCUCAGUAUUUGUUUUGGCUUUGUAUUCCAGCACACCAGCUUUCAAAUGAAACAGUGAGUAUGAGUUUAAAGUGCAGGAUGUCAGCUGUAAGUCCAGGAUGUUUACAUCUGUAUAGGAUGGUGAUUUCUAUGUUGUUUGCGCAAUAUUGACAAUGGCAUUGCAUGCAUGUUAACAGUACUUACAUAUACCCGUUCACAUUACAAGCCUCGCUGCUCAAAUCUGAUUUUAAAAAAAAAAUUUAUACUCAAAGCCAGACGAGAGAGGCAAAAGGAGAGAUGAGCUGCUUUUCCACCGUUUACUGGCUUUAACUUCUGUUCGGCGCUGCUGCCAGAGUAACACAGUGAUGGCACAGAGGGGAAAAAAGCACAUGAAUUCCGAUCUGAGCGUCACAUUAAGGUCACAUGGCCACGACUCGGAUACGUAUCAGAUCUAGGACCAUAUAUGAAAAUGGUUUAGGUCAGAUUUGAAAAGAUCAGAUUUGCAUGUCCACACAGCCCUGAAGACAUCAGAUCUGAGCCACAUCAGGGCAAAACAAUCCAAUUUGUGGCACUUCAACUUGGUAAUGAGAACUUAGCUCAACAUAGGAGAGUUAGCAAACAUCAAAAAUGCAAAGAAUUAUGGGUUGCUCCACCCCCCCAGCUCUCCUAUGCUAUAGUAUUAUUGAAGCAAAUGUAGGACGUUUAGGACGUGUCAGGUGAAAACUGACUAAUAUUGCAGUAUUAAUUUACAUUUUAAGAAUAUAAAAUUAUUUGUUUUGAGUGUUUUGCCCCUUAAAAUUAUUAUCGACCAGACUUUUCCUUUCAGUUGGGCCCUGUACUAUACAGAUGUGAAUAUCCUCGAACUAAAGGUGGUUUUCAGGACUUCAGCCUCAUUUAAAAUGCCAUGUGUUGGAGCAUGGAGCACAAAAAAGUGACCGUGUAUGACCAAGAAAGGCCCUGUGGGCUUCAAGUGUGACCUUUUUACUGUAAAUCUGGGGACACUGACAGGGAGAGAGCAUAGUGUUUGUUUCAGUAACUGUGUGCUGUCUUUUAAAUGUGCUGUAUGUUUCGUUGUAUUUGUACAUUGCUGGUGAGGGACUUUGAAAAAAUAACUCCGUUCAACAAUAUAUCUGUUUUUAUUUUGGUGUACUGAAAGUGUCACGAAGUCGUACCAUCACAGAUAAUCCCGACUGACUAUUUCCGUGCUUUCCUCCCCUCAUUUGUCCAUCAUUAGACUGCCACUUGCAUCACUGUCGACACCACUUGGGGUGUCUAUACUAUACUAUAGAACUGAAUACACUGGUUAACAAGCUGCUGGUUCAGUUGAACGCAGCAGCUGAAAUGUUACGUUCUUAAAGGGAAAUUCCUCCAUUUUUUCAGAACAUCUGCAUAAGUAAAUUGUCAGGAUGUAAGAAAAGUCAUUCAGAGCGGUUUGGUGUAGAAUGCUUUGUUCUAGAGAAGCCUAGAGUCCGAACUGUUCACAGUGGUGAUGAUAGGAACCAGACGUCCACCUCUAAAGGCUCCUUCACAAAGUUAUUGCAUGAAAUGGUUGUGAAUGUUGCCUUAGAUGUUUUCAUGCGAUUAUUUUGAGGAAAGGUUUUGGCAUAAAAUGUAGUUUUAUUAUCUAUUCAUGAUUUUUGCUUGUAGGUUCACUGGUCAUUUUGGAUUUGUAAAUAAAGUGGCUAUAUUUAUGUUGCAGACAUGACGACCCUUAGUUUCUAUCACCACUACUGUAAAGCAAUCCGAGUCAGAAAUUUCACAUCAGACCACUCUGAAUGACCAAUUACGACUAAAUUAUGCAAAUUUAGCUUAAAAAAAUGGUGGAAUUCUCCUCUAAGCUAAGCCUCAUUACAGUGAAAUACAGUAAGGCCUCCUACAUUUGAAGGAUCAGGCUUCCAUGUUCAGUGAUCAUUGUUUUUAUUUACUGUAAACCGGCAGUGAAGGCCUCUAUUUAGAGCCUCCUCUCAUAAUUUAUGAACGUCAUUCUAGCAGGGCUUCUUAUUUCCAAAGGAAAAAAAACUAUGUAAUAUUUUUUUUCUUGAUGUUUUUGUGUACACAAUGAUUAAAUUCACUUACAGCAUCAA
Pygocentrus nattereri (red-bellied piranha) is the source of this 4567-nucleotide messenger RNA. It is a transcript of the gene kat14, whose product is annotated as lysine acetyltransferase 14. Gene Ontology annotation, molecular function: acyltransferase activity, transferring groups other than amino-acyl groups. The record is from RefSeq and is a predicted model, not a curated record. The transcript has 11 exons. Bases 7 to 2343 code for a protein of 778 amino acids. Lineage: Eukaryota; Metazoa; Chordata; Actinopteri; Characiformes; Serrasalmidae.